Messenger RNA from Kluyveromyces lactis, 1563 nucleotides. RefSeq names its product Arp4p (gene ARP4). The coding region runs from base 1 to 1563 and encodes 520 amino acids. Lineage: Eukaryota; Fungi; Ascomycota; Saccharomycetes; Saccharomycetales; Saccharomycetaceae. Gene Ontology annotation, molecular function: chromatin binding. Gene Ontology annotation, biological process: regulation of transcription by RNA polymerase II. Gene Ontology annotation, cellular component: NuA4 histone acetyltransferase complex; SWI/SNF complex. The record is from RefSeq and is a predicted model, not a curated record. The transcript has a single exon.
AUGUCAAACCCUGCGUUACAAGUAUACGGUGGAGAUGAAAUAAAUGCUAUUGUGAUAGAUCCAGGUUCUUUUGUGACAAACAUUGGCUAUUCGGGGACAGACUGUCCCCAAUCGAUAAUGCCUUCGAGCUACGGGAAUGUAGAAACAGAUGGUGAUACUAAGCGCAUUUUCAAUGAGCAGCCCCUUUUGUUUCCUCGCGCUGGGAUGGAAAUUAAACCUAUAGUGGAAAAUAGUACCAUUGUGGAUUGGGACAGAGCUCAAGAGCAAUGGGAAUACGCGUUAAAUACUGAUCUAAAAUUCGAAUCGAAUAAAGGAACUCCAGUUCUGCUUACAGAGCCCAUCUGGAAUUCGGAAGCUAGUAGGAAGAAAUCGUUGGAAAUAUUACUCGAAUCAAUGGAAUUCGAAGCAUGUUAUUUGGCUGCCAACUCAUCGGCUGUUUCUUUUGCCAUGGGAAGACCUACUUGUCUUGUGGUUGAUAUAGGACAUGAUGUCUCUACAGUCUCUCCAGUUAUUGAUGGGAUGACUCUUUCGAAAUCUUCUACUAGGAAUUAUGUUGCAGGGAAAUACUUGAACCAUUUGAUUGCCAAGAAUUUGAAACCAAGAGAAAUAGUGCCUAUCUUCCAAGUUUUGAAGAAGAAACCAGACUUUGUAAAAAGAACAUUAUCCUUUGACGUUAAUGAAUCCGUUAUCAAUUUUGCCAAUGAAAGACAAUUCUUCCAAGAGUUCAAAGAGACUUUGUUGCAUAUUGCUCCAAAGUCUUUAAGUUCCUUCAAAGAUGAACUGGCAACACAGACAAAAAGAUCACUAGAAGCACCGUGGGGUGAAGAGUUGAUAUUCGAUGCAGAUACUAGAUACUCGUUCGCAGAACAACUAUUUCGUCCAGUGAAAGAAGACUUCCCGGAAGGAUGGCCUGCUUCCACUGACGGUAUCGUAAAAACAUGGCACAACGAUUACGUUCCAUUGAAGAGAACCAAGCCAGGUACAAGUACAAAUACUAAAGAAAAGGAAAAUACUGCCGAAUCCACCCCUGUACCAGCAUCUACGGAACAAGAAGCGGUGGACUCGCCUUCACAGGAACCUAAUGAAAAUGGUAAAAGACCAGUGGAAAAUAAAGAGGAUUCCUCCAACAACGAACAAAAUAGUAACGAAAUUAAAAAUGAAGAUGCGAAUUCCAAUGAAUCAUCUGCAAAAGCUACAGUACCUUCUAAUGGGAUUCAAGCCAAGGGCGAAGAUGAAGUAGCCGGAAUUGUAGAUUUGAUCAAUAAAUCAAUGAUGGAAGCUGAUGUUGAUCUAAGAGCUACUUUAGCACAUAAUGUUGUACUUACUGGUGGUACCUCAAAGAUUCCUGGUCUUUCAGAUAGAAUCAUGCACGAAUUAAAUAAAUCAUUACCUGCAUUGAAAUUCCGGAUGCUAUCCUCCGGACAUCUGAGGGAAAGACAGUACCAAGGGUGGUUAGGUGGAAGUAUCCUCGCAAGCUUAGGAACUUUCCAUCAGCUUUGGGUAGGUAGAGAGGAAUACGAAGAAGUAGGACCCGAAAGAUUACUUAAAGAUAGGUUCAGGUAA